Messenger RNA from Hemicordylus capensis (graceful crag lizard), 1108 nucleotides. RefSeq names its product proteasome 20S subunit beta 7 (gene PSMB7). The record is from RefSeq and is a predicted model, not a curated record. The transcript is spliced from 8 exons. The coding region runs from base 151 to 1014 and encodes 287 amino acids. NCBI's taxonomy places the organism in Eukaryota, Metazoa, Chordata, Lepidosauria, Squamata, Cordylidae. Gene Ontology annotation, cellular component: proteasome core complex. Gene Ontology annotation, molecular function: threonine-type endopeptidase activity.
CUGCUGUGCGGAGGAGGUGCCCCCCCCUCACGGAGAGGCGCGAGGCAGGGGCGGGGCCGGGCUGAGCCCCGCCCCCGACGGCCCCUCCUCCUCUCGCCCCUCCUCCUCCUCCAGUCCCGGUUUCGUUUGGAGGCGCAGAAGAGCAGCAAGAUGGCGGCGGCCGUAGCCAUGAUGACUCCGCGCCUGGCCGCUUCCGCCUCCUCCUCCUCCUCGGGCGGCUUCAGCUUCGACAACUGCGCCCGGAAUGCCCAGCUGGAAGCCGAGGGGACCAGGAAGGGCCUCAGCCUUCCCACCGCCCGCAAGACAGGCACCACCAUUGCUGGGGUGGUGUUUAAGGACGGUAUUGUGCUCGGAGCAGAUACAAGAGCCACGGAGGGGAUGGUCGUUGCUGACAAGAACUGCUCAAAAAUACAUUUCAUCUCUCCAAAUAUCUACUGUUGCGGCGCUGGGACAGCUGCAGACACCGAGAUGACGACGCAGUUGAUUUCUUCCAACAUGGAGCUCCACUCGCUCUCCACUGGGCGGCUCCCCCGGGUGGUCACCGCCAACCGGAUGCUCAAGCAGAUGCUCUUCAGGUAUCAAGGAUACAUUGGGGCUGCCCUGGUUCUAGGUGGGGUGGAUGUCUCGGGGCCCCACCUCUACAGCAUCUAUCCCCACGGGUCCACUGACAAGUUGCCGUAUGUCACAAUGGGUUCCGGUGCGUUAGCAGCCAUGGCAGUGUUUGAAGAUAAAUUCAAGCCAGACAUGGAGGAAGAGGCGGCGAAGCAGCUGGUGCGGGAUGCCAUUGCAGCCGGCAUCUACAACGACCUGGGCUCUGGCAGCAACAUUGACCUCUGCGUCCUCAGCAAGAGCAAGCUGGACUUCCUCCGCCCUUACGAUGUGCCCAACAAGAAGGGGGAGCGGCAAGGGAGAUACAGGUGUGAGAAGGGGACCACAGGGGUUCUCACGGAAACGGUGGCCCUGCUGGAUCUGGAGGUGACGGAUGAGACAGUGCAGACCAUGGACACCUCCUGAGGCGGAAGCCUCGCGGCGCGGCUGCUGGCGUCUCCCUCGAGAUGCCCCUCGGUACCCUGAAGUGUUCGGGGCUAAUAAAGCCAGUGGGAAGUGA